AUGUGCACGGCUUCUGAUACCUGAUGGACCUAGUUCAACCUGUUUUUGAAUGGUACUUUUUGUCUUCUGGAUUGAUUUUGAUUUUCUGACCAAGGGACAGCUGUCUGUUUAACGCAAUUGAACGAAAUGGCCUUAGAAGAUGUUUGCAAUAUUGGGGUCACUCCAGGACAUCACAAGUGGUUUUGUACUUCACCCUUUGAAGAUACAGCUGCAUCUCUUUACAUGACUCGCUAUCACAACUUUGGAUUGCAAACAAAUUGUCGAGUUCCAUUAAAUUUUUUCUUACCAGCUUUACCUGACAUCGUUUCCUCCAACCACAGACUUUCAUUGCCUUAUUCCCAAGCCAUCCGUUCAGGAACAGUUCACAUGCCUUUCCCUCUCACCCAUGGAACCACAACUCUUGGUUUCAUCUUCCAAGGUGGGGUCAUUGCAGCUGCAGACACCCGGGCCAGUGCCGGAGGUUUGGUUGCCUGCCCAGCUGUUCAUAAGAUUACACCUAUUCAUUCACACCUGGUGGUCACCUCUUCUGGAAGCGGUGCAGACUGCAUGUUGUGGGAGCGAAUUCUGGCCAGAGAGAUCAGACUCUACCAACUGCGACACAGAAGGCGACUGCCAAUACAUGGUGCAGCUAAGCUCCUAUCAUUUAUGUUGCAUCCCUUCAAAGGGACAAAUGUGUGUGUGGCUCUUACACUGUGUGGUUGGGAUAAUGAAGCAGGUAGCAUUGAGUGUACAAAGAGGUCAGAAUACUCUUCACUUGGCUCCUCAGCUGGUGUCAGUAUGGCUAAUGCUACUGCAACAGCAUGUUCUGCAUCCCCUAACAAAGGUCCUAAGCUGAUUUAUGUGUGUAGUGAUGGCGCUCGACUACAAGGGGAUCUCUUUUCUGUGGGAUCAGGUUCUCCCUAUGCUUACGGAAUCCUAGAUAGAGGACUGAGAUGGAACAUGAGUAAAGAUGAGGCCAUUUCCUUGGCAAGAGAGGCUGUAUUCAGAGCCACUCACAGGGAUGCUUAUUCAGGAAACAAUGUGGACCUCUUCCACAUCACAGACCAGGGAUGGCAACAAAGACAAAGAGAGAACCUAAAGGAGGAGUAUUAUCAAGAAAUGGAAAGAAGAAAAAUUAAAUGACUGAAAAUAAGAGGGUUACAGAAUAUAAUGUCUCUGGAUAAAGUGAUUCAUUUAUGUGUACAAAAUUCUGAUUUUAGUCAUACUGUGUGGUAUGAAGUCAAAGGAAGAGCCUGUGACCUAAAAAAUAAAAAUUAAAUAAAAUAUUAAGAUGAUGAAUAUGACAAAUAAUAAUAAUAAUAAAAAUAGACUACAGACAAUAUAAAAAUGUUCUUUGAAAUGUAAACAAUGACCAGUGAUGUGCAGAACAGUGUGCCAAAUGUAGACCAUAUGCAAAUGAGUGUAAAAAGGGCUUGAAUGGCACUUAC
This is a messenger RNA of Betta splendens (Siamese fighting fish), 1427 nucleotides long. It is a transcript of the gene psmb11a, whose product is annotated as proteasome 20S subunit beta 11a. Gene Ontology annotation, cellular component: proteasome core complex. NCBI's taxonomy places the organism in Eukaryota, Metazoa, Chordata, Actinopteri, Anabantiformes, Osphronemidae. The transcript has a single exon. The record is from RefSeq and is a predicted model, not a curated record. Bases 127 to 1122 code for a protein of 331 amino acids.